This is a messenger RNA of Lactuca sativa (garden lettuce), 594 nucleotides long. Lineage: Eukaryota; Viridiplantae; Streptophyta; Magnoliopsida; Asterales; Asteraceae. The record is from RefSeq and is a predicted model, not a curated record.
AUGGAGGGUUUAAAUGUUAUGAUGAAAGCUGCCAGAGAGAAAGGGAUAUUUGACGGGAUCCCCAUUCCAAAUACUAACAUCUCUCUUUCUCAUCUAUUUUAUGCAGACGACACUUUAUUUAUUGGAGAUUGGUCAACGAAAAAUGUUUCCAACCUGGCUAGAAUACUUCGGUGUUUCCAUGCUGUGUCGGGGUUAAAGGUGAACUCCAACAAGUCAAGGGUCUUUGGUGUUAGAGUUGAAUUUGAGGAGGUGUGUAGUCGGGUCGGACCAUUGGGUUGCGCUCUAUCUUCUCUUCCAUUUACUUACCUUGGAGUCCUAGUCGGUGAAAAUAUGAAUAAGAAAAAAGCAUGGAAGCCGAUAAUUGACAAAACCCGCUCCAAACUCUCCGUGUGGAAGGCUAAGACAUUGAGUUUAAGUGGGAUGGUGACUUUGGUGAAACAUUUACUUGGAAACCUUCCAACUUUCUACUUCUCAUUAUUUCCAGCCCCCAAUGGAAUCAUUGAAGAGCUUGAAAAAAAAAAAUCCAAAGACAGUAUUUAUGAGGGAGUGGCUCGGAAAAGGCAACUGUGCAUUAGGUUGCAUAGGAUAAACUAA